GGUCUAAAAACUCUUGAGAACUACACUUUUUAUAAAUAAUUUUUCUUUGAGUUUUUGUUCUUCUAAAAAAAAAUAAAACUCAAUACUGAAAAAUACAAAAACAAGAAGCCAUGGGAACUCAAGCUCCCACCAAUCAGACCAACUAUGGUGAUCAGGAUGAUGAAAAAAUAAGAAGGCAGAAAGCCAUAGACGAUUGGCUACCAAUCACAUCUUCAAGGAAUGCAAAAUGGUGGUACUCUGCUUUCCACAAUGUCACUGCCAUGGUUGGAGCUGGUGUUCUCAGUCUCCCUUAUGCUAUGGCACAUCUAGGCUGGGGACCUGGUGUUGCAGUACUAAUCCUCUCAUGGAUCAUAACAUUGUACACACUAUGGCAAAUGGUUGAAAUGCAUGAAAUGGUUCCGGGUAAGCGAUUCGACAGAUAUCACGAAUUGGGUCAGCAUGCAUUUGGGGAAAAGCUUGGUCUUUACAUUGUUGUGCCUCAACAGCUCAUUGUUGAAGUUAGUGUCAACAUUGUUUACAUGGUCACUGGUGGAAAAUCACUAAAGAAGUUUCAUGAUGUUGUUUGCAAAGAUUGUAAAGACAUCAAAUUGACUUACUUCAUUAUGAUCUUUGCCUCUGUUCACUUUGUACUCUCGCAUCUCCCUAACUUCAACUCCAUCUCUGGUGUUUCAUUGUGUGCGGCUGUUAUGUCUUUGAGUUACUCCACCAUUGCCUGGUCAGCUUCUGUUGAUAAGGGUGUUCAGAGUGAUGUAGAUUAUAGCUACAAGGCGACAACUAACACGGGUGUUGUGUUAGACUUCUUUACUGCAUUAGGAGAUGUUGCAUUUGCCUAUGCUGGUCACAAUGUGGUGCUCGAGAUUCAAGCUACAAUUCCAUCAACACCCGAGAAACCUUCUAAGGGUCCAAUGUGGAGAGGAGUUAUUGUGGCUUAUAUAGUGGUUGCAUUGUGUUAUUUCCCAGUUGCUUUGAUUGGUUAUUGGAUUUUUGGUAACCAAGUUGAAGAUAACAUUCUUAUCUCAUUGGAGAAACCUGCUUGGUUGAUUGGAAUGGCUAACCUUUUCGUUGUUGUCCAUGUUAUUGGAAGCUAUCAGAUUUAUGCAAUGCCCGUAUUCGACAUGAUAGAAACUGUUCUUGUUAAGAAGCUUAACUUCAGGCCAACUUUCAUGCUUCGUUUCAUUACUCGAAACCUCUAUGUUGCAUUGACUAUGUUUAUAGGCAUGACUUUCCCUUUCUUUGGUGGUCUUCUUGGAUUUUUUGGUGGAUUUGCUUUUGCCCCAACAACUUACUUUCUCCCUUGCAUAAUGUGGCUUUCUAUCUACAAACCAAAAAGAUUUGGCUUGUCUUGGUGGGCUAAUUGGACUUGCAUUGUAUUUGGAGUACUUUUGAUGACUUUAGCACCAAUUGGAGGACUCAGACAAAUCAUAAUCAGCUCCAAAGGCUACAAGUUUUACUCUUAAUUAUUUCUAAUCUCUUAGCUUAAAGUGUCCAAACUUUGUUUGUAGAAAAAAAAAAAAGGUAAACCAGUCAAAAAUGAUAACAAACACAACAUGGAUUUGAGUUCUCUUUUUGAACUGUCUGACUGAUUUUUCGAAAUGAAAAAUCUCGGCAUGAGUCUGAAUCAUCAUCUUCGUCAUCAUUGGAGCUUUCUCAAGACUUUUAGUUCUUUUUAUGGUUGUUUCUCUUAGUGUGUGCUUUUGUAUGUAUACAGUCACUUAAUGUCUUUUUAUGGUUGUUCUUUGCUAGAGGUGUGUGAAAGUCUUGCCUUAUUUUAAAUAUACACAUAUUCUUAUUAUUCUAGUGUAUGAAUUUAAACCAUUUGUUCCAAUUUCAUUAUUAAAUUUUUUUUUUUUUGUGGGAGUUUUGGUUUUUUCCUUUUGGCA
Cannabis sativa is the source of this 1880-nucleotide messenger RNA. RefSeq names its product lysine histidine transporter 1. The coding region runs from base 111 to 1457 and encodes 448 amino acids. NCBI's taxonomy places the organism in Eukaryota, Viridiplantae, Streptophyta, Magnoliopsida, Rosales, Cannabaceae. The transcript has 7 exons. Gene Ontology annotation, cellular component: plasma membrane. The record is from RefSeq and is a predicted model, not a curated record.